AUGGAGAAGACAGAUGCCAAAGACCAGUCCUGUCAUGGGGAUGAAGAGAAAGACCCUCCGAAGAGGCACCCUUACUCUGUGGAGACCCCAUAUGGCUUUCAUUUAGACCUGGACUUCCUCAAGUAUGUGGAUGACAUCGAGAAGGGAAACACCAUCAAAAGAAUUCCUAUCCACAGAAGGGCCAAGCAGGCCAAGUUUAGCACUCUGCCCCGAAACUUCAGCCUUCCUGACAGUGGGGCUCGUCCACCCGCGGCCCCGCCGCCCCAAAACUGGUCCCCAGUGGUGCCAAGGAAGGCAUCGCUUGGGACACAGGAGCAAACCCAGUCACUGCCGCUUGGUAAUGCCUCCCAGGCCUCAACCAGCGCGAGUGAGGUGAGCUACCACAGGAGGGCCCUGUUGGCAGAGGCCACCAGGCAGUUGGAAGCUGCUGAACCAGAGGAUGCCGAGGUCACCCUUGGGAGUGGACGGCCCCAGCUAUUGAGAGCAUCCAGCAUGCCUGCCACGCUGCUGCACAGCAGGGCUUCUGAGGAGCCAGGCCUCAGCCUGGGGCCUCCUGCCCCUCCUGCCCUCCCUCCCCUUCAGGGUGAAGGCAGCGUCUGUGAUGGCACCUUUGGCCCUGCGGAAGGAUUGGCAGGUUUCCACAGCUCCAGCCCACAAGCAUCAACUCAGAUUCUGGAGCUGGUCCAGGAGGGAGCCGAGCCUCCAGAGGGCACGGUGAAGGCUCCAAAUCACCUCCCUCUCCCAGGCCCUCCUUCUUCAUUCCAGAAUGUGCUUGUAGUUCUAGAGGACAAGGAAGACGAACACAAAGCCAGAAAAGCAGAGGUGUUCACCUCUGGCUCCCCCACACCAAGCCCUCCUCCUCUGCCAUCACCCAUUCCUGAGAAUGAGCUCCUCCUGGAAGAAAUCGAGCUCAACAUCAGUGAGAUUCCACCCCCGCCACCUGUAGAGGUGGACGUGAGAAGCAUUGGCAUCAGAGUGACGGAAGAAAGCCUGGGCCUUGCCAGGGUGGAUCCAGGCAGCAUCUCCAGCCUGAAACAGCAGGUCUCGGCCCUGGAGGGAGAGUUGUCUGGAAGAACCGAGGAACUGGUGCAGGUCAGAGCUGCCCUCCAGCAGCAGGAAGAGGAAAUCAAGGCUAGGGAGCAAAGAAUUCGAGAGCUGGAGUUCACUGUAGCCCAACUGGAAGGACAGCUUCACCAAGAGAACAGCAAAGACACUCAGGGCCAGACAGACGCCAUGGUGAACACUGACCCUGUCCAUGGACUCUUGACCAGGGAGUCGUGUGACAAGGGCAUUGAGGUCAACCUUCUAGGCAGCAUGGAGUCUGAAAGCUGGGGGCACCGAGGAGAGGAAAAUGGCCUCCUAUGGGGGCCAGAUGGUCACAAACAAGGGGAUCAGAGCCCAGCAGAACAUGUGCCCCAGCUGUCACUGCCACAGGGACCCGAGCAAGUCCUUACCCCCUCUGUACAUAGCUUCCUCUCCACUGAACUCAGGAUUGAAGAAGCAGGCACUGAACAGGAAGGAGGCCCUCAGGGAGGAACCAGGGGAGCAGGAGGCUUUCUGUGGGGCAGCGACAGAAAGACUCCCCCAGCAGGGAGAGAGGAGGCCAAUUCCGAUCUCCCAGGGAAGGAGCGCCCGGGAAGGCCACCGAGCUCGCCAACGGAUGCCACUAUUGGGCAGUACGUGAAGAAGAUCCAGGAGCUCCUGCAGGAGCAGUGGAACUGCCUGGAGCACGGGUACCCAGAGCUGGCCAGCGCCAUCAAGCAGCCAGCCUCCAAGCUCAGCAGCAUCCAGAGCCAGCUGCUGAGCUCCCUCAACCUACUGCUGUCAGCCUACUCGGCCCAGGCUCCCCCACCCAACGAGCCGCCGUCCUCCUCCUCCUCCCCGCCGAUGGAGAUCUCCCCGUCGACCAGCCUUAAAUCCAUAAUGAAAAAGAAAGACUAUGGCUUCCGUGCAGGAGGUAAUGGAACCAAAAAGAACCUUCAGUUUGUUGGGGUUAACGGUGGGUAUGAGACCACCUCGAGUGAGGAGACCAGCGGUGAGGACAGCUCCCCAGAGGACUUGUCUGACAGCGAGGCUGAGAAGAAGUGUGAUGGCCCAGACCACAGGCAUGUCAAAGACGCCCACCUCACCUGCGAGGCUGGGCAGGGCAUCCCCGAGAGCGCCUGCCAUGCUGCCCAGGAAAGUGGGGCUGGGGAAGAAGUCCCCCACUCCAAGGCUGAGAGAUAUAAACCCUCAGAAGAAUUUCUUAAUGCAUGCCAGGCACUGAGCCAGCAUCUGCCAGAAACUGGGACCACCACGGACCAGCUCUUGAGGCAAAGCUUGAACACCAUCAGUCAAGAGUGGUUCCGCGUCUCCAGCCGGAAGUCGUCUAGCCCUGCUGUGGUGGCCUCCUACCUCUGUGAGGUCCAGCCUCACUCCCCACACUUCCUGAAGCUGCUUGUCAACUUGGCCGAUCGCAACGGAAACACAGCCCUUCACUACAGCGUGUCCCACUCCAACUUCUCCAUCGCGAAGCUGCUGCUGGAGACAGGCGUCUGCAACGUGGACCAUCAGAACAAAGCUGGCUACACUGCCGUAAUGAUCACUCCCUUGGCUUCUGCAGAGACCAAUGAAGACAUGGCUGUUGUCUGGAAGCUCUUAAGAGAAGGAAAUGUGAACAUUCAAGCUACUCAGGCUCCCGAGACCCAGUCAGGCUUGCACAGAACCCUCAUGCUGGCCUGUCACCAUGGCAACGUGGACCUGGUGCGGCUGCUCCUGGCACACCCGGCCUGCGACAGCAGUCUGACUGACAAGGCUGGCUGCACAGCUUUGUCCAUCGCUCUGAAGUCACCCACCCAUAUGGAAAUUGCUGGGCUUCUGAGAGCCCACGCGGAGCAGGGCAGGUCCCUGGGGCUGUAGGGGCUGCAGAAGAACUGGCGGUGAGGAACAAAAGCCUUCUUCUCUGGACUCCUCCCUCGCCCUUGAAGAGGGCGGAGGUCACAGGCCAGAGAGCCACCCCUCUAGAGAAGAAACUAUGUCAAA
Molecule: messenger RNA, 3021 nt
Organism: Piliocolobus tephrosceles (Ugandan red Colobus)
Lineage: Eukaryota; Metazoa; Chordata; Mammalia; Primates; Cercopithecidae
Gene: KANK4
Product: KN motif and ankyrin repeat domains 4
Exons: 10
Coding region: 1-2898 (965 amino acids)
Biological process (GO): negative regulation of actin filament polymerization
Cellular component (GO): cytoplasm; cytoskeleton
Molecular function (GO): protein binding
Source: RefSeq, a predicted model, not a curated record